Messenger RNA from Iphiclides podalirius (scarce swallowtail), 342 nucleotides. The record is from the annotation of a GenBank genome assembly. NCBI's taxonomy places the organism in Eukaryota, Metazoa, Arthropoda, Insecta, Lepidoptera, Papilionidae.
AUGGGGGGAGGUGGGGGGGGAGGUGAUGUAUACUGGGCACUCGCCUUUAAGGGCAACUGUGCCGUGAGAAACACCGUGGGACCGGACCGCGUCGACACACCGCAACCAAACGGUCGUGCGACACGCGACGUACACCAUUGCGACAUUAAGACCACAAGAUAUAUCAUCGCUUCCAUUAAAGCCGCGAUGGACGACAGACGCAUCCACAUUGUGCACUUCCCUGUCUCGGCGGCGGCGGCGGCGGCACCGUCAAAGCGGGCCUUUCCUCAAACGGAGGCUGCGACGCCGCAUCCAUACAAGCAGCCCGUAAUGGGGACACUUUACGCAGCCUUCCAAAGCAAC